Molecule: messenger RNA, 1899 nt
Organism: Pedinophyceae sp. YPF-701
Lineage: Eukaryota; Viridiplantae; Chlorophyta; Pedinophyceae
Source: the annotation of a GenBank genome assembly
AUGUUCAAGAAGGACAUCACCAUCACCCAGGAGCACAAGAUUUCUGGAGCCGACAGGAAGAAACUGAAGCGAAACCUAGCCAAGAGCCUCAACGUCGAAGACGAGGUCAUCGAGCAGCUCCUCCCGGGCAAGCAGGGCGACCUCUCCCUCGCGAAGCUCGCCGCGCCGUCGCGAUGCCACGUAUACCGCCUCGACGGGGAGCCCAUCCUCAUUGACACGUCAGGGAAAGGAGACUUCGCGCCGGCCCUGUUCGGUCUGUGGAAGGCGCCCGCGCUGCUCCCCGCCGUGUGCCUCAAGCACCCCGCGGUGUCGCAGUACCUCCUCGGCGGCGCGGACCCGAUGCUCCCGGGCGUGCACGUCCCGCCGGCAGCGCAGGGCGACGCGCACGGCCUGCCUGCGUUCCGCAAAGGACAGCUCAUCGCCAUCUGCGUGCGCGGCAACCCGAUGCCCUUCGCCGUGGGCACCGCCAACAUGUCGAGCGAGGAGGCCGCGGCGGCGGCGGGCGGCAAGGGCCGGCUGGCGACUGUGCUGCACUGCGCGUGGGACAAGCUGCACUGCCUCCCGCACGGCCUCCCGCGCGUGCCCAACGACGGGUUCCGGACCGAGAUCAUCCUGCCCGAGGGCUGGCAGGACGAGGAGCACGCGGACGACAGCGGCGGCGAGGACGCAGCGCCCGGCGAGGCCGCGGCGCCCGGCGAGGCCGCGGCCGCCGUCGCGCGGGAGUUGUCGCAGGUGCACGUUGAGGAGGAGGGCGGGGGCGACGCGGGCGAGGAGGGCGGCGGCGAGGCGGGCGGGGAGGCCGCGGGGGGCGCGGGCGAGGGCGCGGGCGAGGCCGGGGCGGGGUCUGCGUCGGGCGCGCGCGGGGCGCCGGCGAUGACGGAGGGCGAGAUGGACGAGCUGCUGCAGUGGGCGGCGCUGCAGGCGCUGCACGUGUCGGUGACGGACAAGCAGCUGCCGAUGGCGGCGUCGGUGUUCUGGAAGGAGAUGACCGCGCACCGGCCGCCGGGGACGUCGCUGGACAUGCGGCGGUCGUCGUUCAAGAAGCUGACGGCCUUCGUGGCGCACCUCGCGCGGCAGCAGAUCGUGUCGGCGCGGGAGGAUAAGCGCACGGGCGAGUCCGUCAUCGUGCAGGUGAACCGCAAGCGCGGGCCGUACGCGGCGUUCCGAGCGGUGCGUGCCGCGCCGACGCACGUGGAGGCCGAGCAGCUGCACGCGGCCGCGGACGACGGCGGGGGGGACGCGGGCGGCGCGGCGGCGUGGAUGACCGCGCCGCUGGAGCUCACGUACAGCUACCGCGUGCGCAAGGAGGCGAGCGGGGUCUUCCAGGCGGUCGGCGCGGACCCCGCGGUGGCGUACGCGGAGGUCGACCUGCUGGCGGUGCUCGAGGAGUACGCGGCGAAGCACUGCGAGCUGCACGAGGGGGCGCGGGAGCUGCUGCUGGACGACGCGCUGCGGGACGCGCUGUUCCGGGGCGCGGCGCGGCAGGGCGCGGCCGUGGGGCGCUGCAUGGCGGUGGCGGACGCGCGGCGGGCGUUCGUGGAGCGGAUGCUCCCGCAGUUUGCUGCGCGGCGCGGCGGGAUGGUGACGACGCGGAAGGGCGCGCCGGAGCCGGUGCGGCUGUCGGUGGAGCGGCGCGGCGGCAACAAGCACGUGACGAUGGUCGGGAGCCUGGACGACGUGCUCCUGGACGCGGCGACGCUCGCGCACGGCCUGGCGAAGGCGCUCGCGGCGGCGGCGACGGUCGAGGAGAGCGCGGGGAAGCAGGGCAAGGUCAAGCGCGCGGUGAUGAUCCAGGGGGACCACGUGCGGAGGGUUGUGGAGCACCUGACGCAGGUGUACGGGGUGCCGCGGGAGCUCGUGCACGCGCCGGACGCCGGGAAGAAAAAGGGCCGGCGGUGA